AUGCAAAAUCAAUCUAACGAAUAUUUAAAUAAUCCAUGGGAAACAACAUGCUUUGUAUUUCAAUAUUCAUAUAAUUCGCAUCCAUGUUAUUCUUGUACUAAUUCAAAUUGUAAUAAAUCAAUUUGUUAUGAUGAAAAAAUUGAAGUUAGUUAUUCUAUAUUUAAUGGAACAGAAAUUCAAAGUACUAUUAUGAUCAAAGAUAAUCCAACCAAACAUCAUAUUCAAGUUGGAUAUAAAUAUACAUGUUAUUAUGAUCGAAUAAUUAAUUUAAAAUCAGUUCAAUUAGACUAUAUGUAUUCAAAGUCUCAAACUUCAAUAAUUAUUAUUGGUAUUGUUUUAAUCAUGAUUGGUUUAAUAAUGCUUAUCAUUUUGUCUACUUAUAUUUUACUUGUUGAAAGACCUCGUGUAAUACAAAUGAAAAGAAGAAAUCAAAUGAUAAGAAAUUUAUCUGGUGAACAUAAAUAUGAAAUUUAA
This is a messenger RNA of Rotaria sordida, 474 nucleotides long. The record is from the annotation of a GenBank genome assembly. Lineage: Eukaryota; Metazoa; Rotifera; Eurotatoria; Philodinida; Philodinidae.